AUGUUCAGGUCCCCGUCCGAGAUCCAAGUCACCUCUCGCCAAAUCCCCAAAUGGGAGCGAAUCCCCAAUACCUCCAUCCAAUCCAAGCCCCUCCUCAUCUAUCACGGAGCAUUCAACGCUUCGCCAUCUGAGCUGAAAAGUCAUUUCAAUAGCAUUGGGGAGGUCGAACCGCAAUGGGUAUACGGCAUGUUCCCUCAGUCACACUUCCAUUCCACUACGCAUGAAGUACUAGGGGUUGUCUCGGGAAGCGCUCGUCUAUGCUUUGCUGGGGAAGGAAAUCCGGAGAGGUUCGAGCCGACGGUUCAGAUGGGGGAUUUGAUGAUUGUUCCGGCUGGUGUAAGCCAUCGACUUCUCGACGAGUUAGGCAGUGGAGGAAGUUUCAAGAUGGUUGGCGCAUACCCGAAGAAUAAAGUGUGGGAUAUGUGUUAUGGGAAACAGGGGGAAGAAGAGAAGGUCAAGGGUAUUGAAAGAGUGGAUUGGUUUCAUCAGGACCCUUUGUUUGGUGCAGAUGGGCCGGCGUUGCAUGUUUGACACUGGAGCAAUGCGAAGGCAUGUAUUAUGUAUUUGUAUAUCGUCCAGAUACGCCAAUAUCCAAGCAAGAUCUAAAUCAGAUCACCCAGGCCAUUCCCGUUCAGCCGUCCCAAGAAAAAGCAAAAGAAGUAAGUAGGCAAGCAUGUACAUAGCAAAAAGAGCAUAAAAUACGCCCAAAAGUAAAUUAAGUUAGACAAUAAGAGAAGGAAAAUAGAUGCGAUGGAAUAUAGCACGCAAUUCGAAGCUUAAAGCCAACAGCUUCACGCUGGAGCAACCCUCUUGACGAGCCUGUUUGGGAUGAAAAGUCAGAAAGACCAUGCAAGUUAUAUAGCUUGGAGACGCAUACCUGAGAACACUGAUUGCAAACGUAGUCAGC
Messenger RNA from Aspergillus glaucus CBS 516.65, 907 nucleotides. Its product is annotated as cupin domain-containing protein. NCBI's taxonomy places the organism in Eukaryota, Fungi, Ascomycota, Eurotiomycetes, Eurotiales, Aspergillaceae. The transcript has a single exon. The coding region runs from base 1 to 531 and encodes 176 amino acids. The record is from RefSeq and is a predicted model, not a curated record.